Closterium sp. Naga37s-1 is the source of this 1302-nucleotide messenger RNA. NCBI's taxonomy places the organism in Eukaryota, Viridiplantae, Streptophyta, Zygnematophyceae, Desmidiales, Closteriaceae. The record is from the annotation of a GenBank genome assembly.
AUGGGUAAAGGCGGGGCGGGCGCAGGGGGAGCCGGGAUGAGCGGCGGGGGGGGAGGCGGCGGGAGAGGCGGCGGGGGAGGCGGAGCGGCGGGAAGCGCGGUGCGCGUGUGUUUGUUCGACUCGCGGAGGGGGAAGCGGGAGGGGAAGAGGCGGAGAAGCUUCUGUUCUUCUUUCCGCCCGCCACUCCGCCGUCCGAGCAAGUGGCGCUGCUGGGGCUCUGGGAGGGCCUCCUCGCAUUCACCAGAAUCUUCUCCCCCCAUCACCACGUGCUGCUGGAGUGUGAGCCGGCCGGGUAUCUUCAUGGUGCUCGUGGUGGAGUGUCGGGGGGUGAGCGGCGGCGUGCCGCCCGACGCUACAGUGCGCGACGAGGCUCUUCGGCAGUAUCUGGUGGAGGCGCAUGCGCUCUUUUGUCUCUUCUUCGGCAGCAUUGACCGCCUGUUGCAGCAACAACCCCAACCUCCUCCUCCUCCUCUCCCCUCAGAAGCAACAACUGGGCCCUCUUCAAAUCCUUCAUCAAAUCUUGAGUCCGGCACUCCUUCACACGAUUCCCCGUCGGCCGUUCCCCCUUCAGCAGACUUAGCCCGUGCCUGCCUGCAAGCAUUCCUCCCGGACUUCCUCACAGGCGGGUCCCCAGAGCCCUCUGCUGCUCGCGCGUUCCCUUUCGCCCUCUCUGCCAUCACGCCUACUGGAGUCCAUUUUUUAGUCGACUCAACAUGUGCUUCCCUCUUCCUGCCUCACUCCUCCCCCCUUUCCCCCUCACUGCGUCCCUUUUCCCUGUCAUUGCGCUUCCACAUCCCCACUCAUCCCUCCAGGCGGGUCCCCAGAGCCAUCUGCCCUCGCAUUUCCCUUCGCCCUCUCAGCCCCCACACCUCCUCGAGUCCGCCUGCCUCCUCUCCUCGACUCCCUAUCCAACCGCCUUUCCUGUCGCCAACUGAAUCUUCCACGCUCCCUCACUCUUCCUGCUCUAGUGAGUCUGCUUCUCCCUUGCUCCCCGAACCACCCCCUCUCAUCACUCCAACCCAACUGCCCCACUCCUCCUCGAGUCCACCUGCCUCCUCUCCUCGACUCCCUAUCCAACCGCCUCUCCUGCCGUGCCGCCAGCUGAAUCUGCCACGCUCCCUCACGCUGCCUGCUCUGGUCCGCCUGCCGUCUCUCCUCGACUCCCUCUCCUGCCGCCAACUCAACCUCCCCCGCUCCCUCACGCUCCCUGCUCUGUCACUCGCCAAUCGACUGGCAGACGCCUUUCAAGGCGCAGCAUUGCUGCUGUGCCACAACCUGCUGCUCGCAUCUACCCUCUCCCCA